Cinara cedri is the source of this 12007-nucleotide messenger RNA. The record is from the annotation of a GenBank genome assembly. NCBI's taxonomy places the organism in Eukaryota, Metazoa, Arthropoda, Insecta, Hemiptera, Aphididae.
CGGGAGUCGGGCUGUUCGAGAUACGCGUUGUGUUAUUACGGUAGGUAACAAUAAUAACAAUAAUAAUACAUUUUUCUCCGCGUACCAGUUGAUAGUUCAAACAAGGUAUAGAAUUUUACGACUAUCGCGUAUGUAUGCACCGUAACAUGUUUUUUUUUUCUGUUAUUGAAUUUCUGUUUCGGAAAUAGCGCGACCUUGACCGGACUAUGGGUCUAAAUCCUGAAAACCGUUGUCUAGUCACUAGUGUAGCGUAUGAAAAAUACACACACACACACACACACACACACACAUACACACAGCGUACACACUAGAAUCCAUUACGAUCGUAAGCGAAACGAACAAUCGUCGUCGUUAGAAUUAUUCGUAUGUUAUUGUUUUUUGUAUUCUGUGUGAAAAUACAUUUAUGAGAUACGAGAUUUUCAGUAAACAUAUAUCUCAUUCCGCAAUCCGCAUAUGUAUAUUGUUUAGCAAAUAUCGGUCGAAAAUGUUUAAAAACUUAUAAAAAAAGACGGACAUAAUUCGCACGAUGGUUGGGAAGGUAGGAUAUAAAAGGUAAUUUAAUGUAUAUCUGUGAUGAUUGAUUAAUCAUUGGUAACAAAAAACAAUUUUAAGCGGAGUUCGGUUAUACAUAUUGUUUUAAAAGGUAUUUAUGAUUUCCGUCAAAAUUCGAUAUUAGAAUUUUUAUAAAAAAAAUAAUAAUAAUAUAUUAAACUUUAAUUUUUCUUGUUGACUACUAAGUACAAAUUAUAAUGAACCUUCUGUUAAAUUUCCAAGCAUUUCUGGUUGGCCUGACAUUUUUAUCCACAGAGUACUUACCGAACAAAAAUUACGUAAAAAACUCGCAAAAUUAAAAUGCCCGUAAAAAGCUCAAAAAUGGCUCAAAUAUUUUGAAUAUUUUACCACGUUUUGAAAAAGCAAAUGUGAGUUUUUCGUAAAAAGUUUCUACGGUAAUUUUCAACUGAAUUAAAGAAUAACAAAAACAGUAGAAAUAAAUUAUACGAGUAUACGUACUCGGAAUACUAUUUUUCGUAUGAAUUUGAACAUUUAUUCUAAAUACUUUUAAAAAGUAUUUUGCCCAAGUCUGUCUAUUUAAAUGUAACGAGGAUGUGCAUAAAUGAUGUUUACAUCGCGAUAAAAUGGGAAGUUCAACGCGACCAUGGAACUGGCGAGACAUAUUCAUAAUAUUGCUUAUUACACCUCGCGGGUACUCCACUAAUCUGGAUCAGGUAUUAUAGGCGAUUGAAAAUAAGACGUAGCGAUAUUAUAUUUUACGAUGUUGGAUCAGAGUGCAAUAAGCACAUUCGCGAUUUCGUUGUCCGACAAACCUGUAUAACCUAAUCGGUUUUAUUAGUUAUUAGUAUUAUAAGAUUUAAUAGUUCGGUGUGUGUGCGUAUUUGUACUAAAUGAAACAUGUAUUGAUGCCAAUCGACAACGUAAUAUUUUCGACUCUGGUAAAAUGGAAAAACAUAAAAAACAGCGUAUUGUAAGUCAAUAUUUUAAUAAUUAUCAAUCGUGAGUCUCUUAUAUAAAGAAAAUUAAAAUGUUUGAUAAUAUUAUUAUUAUUAUAAUCGUCAUCGACGACCUCGACCAGCUGCCGGGCGGCCUGCACUCGGCACUCGAACGAAUCAUCGUGCCGAGAUAACGCGUCUUCGUCGCCGGCAACGGGCGGGGGCGGGGUAUCGUCGAUUUGUUGUUUUUUUUUUUUUUUAUUUUAUUAUUAUUCUAGUUUUCCGUCACACGUUGUAUAUAUACAUAUAUAAUUUUUUUUUUUCUGCAAUAGUAGUCCGCGCGGCAAAGCGUCUUCGACGGUUGCAGACGAUACCGAACCGGUGCCCUGGGCGCACACACGUUACCGCCGCCGCCACCGCCGUCGCCAAGAAGCUGGUUUUAUUAUUAUUAUUAUUAUUGUUAUUUAUUUUUUUUCACCGUUUUCCGUCAGCGUAUAUACUCGUUUCGCCGCAGUCUUCCGUGCCGACACUCGUCGACGUGGCCGGACAAACGGGAUAAUAUAUCGUCGAAAAACAAAAAACAAAAAACAAACCAAAACCGACAUCUCCGUCUCUUCUCCAUACCGCUGCAAAGGGUAUGUGCCUGCUGUAUAUACGUUCAAAUGAUAUUUCCGCGUUGUGACGGUCUGUCGUAAUUAAGGUGUAUUCAUUGUAAAACCUAAUCGCGUAUUCAAAAAAAGGUUAUCGAAUUCCCAAUAUUUUUCGUAUUGUUUUAUUCGCGUCUUUGAAUUAACAGAAAAAAAGAAAAUUAACAUCUUUGCCGUUGGAACGCACUAGUUCGUGUUAUUAUACCGUUUUUUUCUUUUUUUUUUCAGUUCAAUCGGUGUAACGGUCGAUCGUUUUUUCGGAUGAUUUUUUUUCCUAUACAUUAAACGGAAUCUUUCGUCAACCGUUUCGGAUCACGACAAGCGACCCGUUAACAAAUUGAUUCGUCGACUCGUAUUGUGUUUUAUUAUCGCCGCAAUUAUUCGUCGGAAGAUUUUCGUUAUUUUAAAUUUUUUUUUCCUUCAUUAGAAUUCGGGAGUUAUCCGCGAACACACUCCUUAACUUCAUAGGUUCGUCCGUCGGUAUAUUUUCGCGUAUAAAAUAUUGAUUUCACCUAUUUUUUAAAAAAUAAAACAAAAAUUAACUCAUAUUAUUUUAGGUACAAAUAAAUCACACGCGUCAAUUUUAUACGUAUGUUAUGAAUACUAAUAUAUGUUUACAUUUCUUUUUUUCCGGCAGUUUUAUUUUUAAACGGAGUAGACUUUUUUGUUUUUGUUUUUGAACACAGAUCGUAUUCCUUUCAGAUCUGAACAGUCGUUCAGCUAAACAUGUGGAAAGAUCUCAAGAAACUAAAACUUUUGCUAUGGAAGAAUCUGCUGAUACAGAAGAGACAUCCUGUCCAGUCGUUCAUAGAACUGCUUUUGCCAGCCAUUAUGGCGUGCAUAAUGGUCGCGUUCAGGUCUUGGGUGAAACCCGUCGAGUUCAACACCGUCACCAGAUACGAACCUUUCAGCCUAACGGUGCCCCCCGUGAUUGUCGCUUACAGAUAUCAGUGAGUCCUUUCUUAUACAUAUACAAUCUAGGUAAUAAUAUCGUCCAAGUAGAAAUGUAUAAACGAGAGAAGAUUGAAGGAGAUUUGAUUGAGUUUUAUGGGAGGAGCUAUUUUUGUGAUGAACAGUAAAAAAACAUUUGUAUUAUACCUAUAUAUUCAUUCGUUAUCACACAUAAAACCGUAAUAAGCCAUAUAAAUUCUAAUUCUAAUUUCGGAGUCAAUAUUAUUUUUGGCUAGAAUAAUAAUUUAUUUAUUUCUUAAUAAUUCUAGUGGUUGAUCCGGAGGUAAGGCCCCCAGCUCCCCAAUGUCUGUUUAUGCAGAAGACGAAGAUGUCAUUGUGUUAGUAAUAUUUUUACCCUUAGUGUUUUAUUCACCGGAUCGUUGACAGAAAAAUUUGGCGGAAAUACUGUAGUGUUGCGUAUACCCGGUCGUCGAGACUCAAAAGUGUCGAUAAUGAUAAUGAUAAGAACGAAUAAUUGUAUAAUAAAUGAUAUAUUAUAUUAUUUGUACAUUUUAACACUUCAUAGACACUCGAUGUUGUUUUUUUUUUACUCGUCUAAUUGAGAUAAACGAUGAUGCGAUUGGUUAAUGGCUUAUAUUUAACCAAUUUAUAAGACUACUGCGAAGGCGGGGGGCGCCAGAGCAUAUAAAACGGGUUUCUAGGGAAAUCCUCUUCGAAUGUAAUACGAAAAAAAAAUAAACACAACAAUAACAUUAUCUGAUCAGUGUCGUAUGAUAACGGAACAAAAAUCGGUUUCAGAUGGACUAUAGCUUGGGCUCCGUAUCAUCCGCAAUUGGAAAAGGUCAUGAACGACUCGUUUUUGCUCACGCCGAAUGUCAAAAGUACGUCUCGGGUCGAAUGUAGCAAUAUAUCAUUAAGUUUUUUUUUUUUUUUUAAUAUUUCGGUGGUCAUUAUUUUCGUUACGUAUAGUUGAAUCUUUCGAAAACGCCGAGACGAUGGAACAACAGCUGAUCCGAGAAAAAGCCAUGAACACUUAUCUGGUAGGUAUCCAUUUCAGUGGACACAUACCGUCUUCUAACGGGACAUUACCGAAAAAAACGAUUGUGAGUAUAUAUGAUGAUAAACGAUGACUGAAACCGUUUUCUGGUGCGCGAUAUCGGAAUAACGCGGUUUUAUUAUGCAGGUACGACUUAGGUAUCCGUGCAAUCUGAGAGUGACGAAAAAGAGUAUGAUGAGCUUCGACACAGUCCAAGCGAACUGGCGAACAUACUUAAAAUUUCCGCUCUACCAAACGUUCGGUCCGCGACAAAAGGACGAAAAUGACGGCGGUGAACCCGGUAAGUUUUGACGAUUAUUAUGAUAUCGAAAUAUGUUACAUUAGUAAAAUAGGUUUUAUAUUCUAGGUUAUCAGUCAGAAUCGUUUUUGUACGUGCAAAACCAGAUAUCCAAAAGUCUGAUACGGUACUGGGCACCCGGCGAGUAUGUUCCGGAAAUCGAUAUGCAACGAUUCCCGUAUCCCAAGUACGUAGACGACGCGCUAUUGCCAGCGAUCACAUCGUUUGUGUCCACGGUUAUAUUGCUCAGUUAUAUCUACACAGCUAUCAACACUAUCAAAGUGAUUUCGGCGGAAAAAGAAAUGAAAAUGAAGGUAGGUAUCGAAUAAAUAAUUUGUAGAAAAUUUUAGGGAAAAAAAAAGUUACUGAAAAUAUCCUUUAGUAGUAUACAUUUAUCAAUCCAUCUUCUCAUCCUCCUCUACUUCCUCCCUGAUUACCACAACCAAGCAAAUUUCUAUGAACCAACAAUGUUCACCACGAGGAGGUCUUGGCCCAGUUUGGCGUAGCUCGAUAACCUCUAUGAGAAGGAAGGGGUAGUGACGUACCAUAAAUGGCAUUUUAAACAACGUAUUGUAAACAAAGUGUAGUUUCUACAACUUUUUUCGAUUUUUUGAAAAUUUGUAUUCUUGAAAUAAUUAUUUAUAUAAUUUUAAAAAACUGUUUUGCCAACGAAUUUUUUCCAGGAGGCCAUGAUGCUCAUGGGUUUGGAUAAUUGGUUGCACGCCAGCGCGUGGUACUUGAAGAGCUUGAUUGUGUGGGCAGUGCCGAUGCUGAUUUUGGUGUUUUUUAUCACGUAUAAAUGGCCGACAGGUGCCGUUUUCCAGUAUUCCGAUCCGACAGUGUUGAUGGUUAUAAUGGGGUUGUAUGUGUCGGCCAGCAUAUCUUAUUGCUUUCUGAUAUCAGCGUGUUUCAAAAAAGGUAAAAAAAUGACAUACCUACAUUCGAAAAUAAAGAACGGAAAAAUAAAUGACCGAUAACAUUUAUAAUAAUAAUAUAAAUACUUAAAGGAAAAUUUUUUCCGAAUACGAAAAAUUUGGACUACUAUAACAGUACGUUUAUUGACUCCAGUUUAUUGUUUUACAUGUAAGAAAAAACGAAUUACUUCUAACUGUAGAAAGUAAACGCAACAGAAAAUACAUUGUGUAUUAAUUAAUAAAGUUUGAAAAUACAAACAUUUCGAUAGGCAUAAAGUGAGGAUUGCAAAAUUUUAGUAUUUUCUGUUAUUUUAUCGCUAGGUACUCGUUAUAUUAUUUUAUCUGAACUAUUAUUUUUUAUUUGUUAAUUGUCGAUGAUAUUAAAUUAUUUUAACUAAACUUAAAUAUUUAUCGAAAUAUUUUUUAAACAAUUCAUUCUCUAUCACAUUAUAUUCAUAGUGUUUUUCGUAAUCACGUGGUUUAAUGUAAAUUUUCAGCUAACACGGCGGCUACCGUAGGAGGUGUACUGUGGUUCGGUACCUACGCGCCGUUUAUGAUCUUUCAGCCAAAAUACUCUUCCAUGACAAACAGACAGAUUUUAGCGUCAACCGUAUUCCCGAACACUGCCUUGGGAUACAUAUUCCAAAGUCUUAUCAUGUUCGAGGGCAUCGGCUCUGGACUGACGUGGGAAAACACCUCGGUGACAGUGUCGCCCGAUGAUAAAAUGUGCAUCGCUGACAUCAUGAAAAUGUUGGUGUUUGACACGUUCCUGUACGGGCUGAUCGCCGUCUAUUUGGAAACGGCUUUCCCAAAGAACAGUGGAUACCAUCCCGUUUGGUAUUUCCCAAUAUUGGUAAGGCGAUCGAUAUAAUAUUAAACACGUAGAUACCUUUAUAUUAUGAAUUGUACCUAUUCCGUUAUUGUUACAGCGGUCUUUUUGGUUUGGGGAGAAAAUCGGUCCGAAAUACGGCAACGAAAAAUCCGGAAUCCAAAUUCAGUCUCUCAGCAAGAGUUUCACGCCCGGAAAAUACGUUGUCAAUAAACUCUCGGUAGACAUGCAACCGAAUCAGAUAACCGUGUUGCUAGGUCACAACGGGGCUGGUAAGUCCACUACCAUGUCCAUGUUGACUGGUCUCGUGAGUCCCACGUCUGGCACGGCGUUGAUCCAAGGUUACGACAUCAGAACCCACAUGAAAACUAUCCGGAGUUCUCUGGGCUUGUGUCCCCAAUACAAUCUGCUCAUACCGGAUUUGACCGUAAAUGAGCAUUUGUACUUUUUCGGAAUGGUCAGUAUAUAUCAUUAUAAUACGUACCUAUUAACUGCAGUGUGUAGUAGGCCAUCGUUGAAAAAUCACGGAGUUAUUAAAUUGAAGACGUUUAUAAAUUAUAGUUGAAAGAUUUGAACAAAAAUGAUUUAAAACGCGAAAUUGAUAACUAUACAACAAAAUUUGAACUGGAGUCGAUGAUGGACACGAAAUCAAAACACCUUAGUGGCGGUAUGAAGAGAAAACUGUCGGUAGCCAUAGCUUUGAUCGGAAAAUCGAAAGUAUGAAUUUCAGAAUUCCAAGGUCGAUAAUUUUUGGUGAUUAUGAAAUAUUUCUAACAUGUUAUUUCAGGUGGUGCUAAUGGAUGAACCCACGGCGGGAAUGGACCCGGCUGCUAGACGUACCCUGUGGAAUAUUUUGCAAUCAGAACGUCAAGGACGGACAAUGGUAAUGACUACGCAUUUGAUGGAUGAAGCGGAUCUGUUGGGCGACCGUGUGGCUAUAAUGAAAGCCGGAACUCUAUGUUGUGUCGGAACGCCAUUUUCACUAAAAAAAGAAUACGGUAAUCAUUUGAUUGUGAUUGUGAUUUAUUAAAUAACCUAUGUUACGAUUAUUUGUUUUUAAUUUUUAGGUGGUGGAUACACUCUGACUCUUGUAAAAGACGUGAUUGGAUUCAGUUUGGGCAAAGUAACGAAUUUCAUUAGGAAAUAUUAUCCAAAUUUGUUGCCCAACAAAAUAACUAUAGUCGAGGUUGCGUAUCAGAUAGGGGACUCAUCGUUGUUUCCGGAUUUGCUCAAUGCGUUAGAGCAAAACAGACAGGUGUUAGGAAUCAAAGAAUACGGUAUAACGUUGACUACUUUACAGGACGUGUUCAUGAGGUGAUAAUAUUCUAAAGUGACAAUGUAAUGCACUUAAUUUACCUUUAAAAUAUCUACAACGUUUUUAGAGUUGGUCAAGAGGAUAAGAAGAAAUUAUCGGAUUUCCAGACGAACGCGAUUAAACAAAAAAUGUUUGAUUUCAAAAAUGGCUUUGGUAGUCCUUUGUACGACGUGGAUGAUGACACGACCCGCUUAAAACUGGAAAGUAAGGGUGGAUAAGUUAAAUAUUAUUGCUAUUUGUACUAAUAUAUUCCAUCGUCUAUAUAAUGACCAAUAAUUGUUUUUAUAUGUAGGAGCUAAAGGAUUUGCGUUGUUAAAGAUUCAAGCUGGUGCGAUUUUGAAAAAAAAAUAUCUGCAAUCUUACCGUUCGUUAAUCAUGCAUUCCCUUCAAAUAGUGUUGACGCUUUUUUUCAUAUUACUAGCGAUACUCGUAGUUAACUCUUGGCAGGGUAUGAAAGAUUUACCACCUCUAGUCGCCACAUUAAAAGUAAUUCAAAUAUGUAAUAAUAUAUGAAUGUCACUCUCGUUUAUAUGGAGGUAAUUGUUUUAAGGAAAAUUUAUAUUUUAGAAUUAUUGGGAGCCUGUAAGUACUGUUAUGCUAUCUACAAACGACACCAAGAUCGGUAAAUUUUAUGAAUCAUACAAAAACUCUUGCGCUCCUAACCCGGUAGAGGAUUUAAGCUACCACAGUAAUCGUAGUUAUUUUGAAGACUUUCUUCUGUGUACUGUGAGUAAUAAGCUUAAAAUCAUUUGGGCCAUAUUAAAAAGUUAUUUUUUCAUUUAUUUUAUUAAAAUGGUUUUUUUUACAGGCCGUGGAAAAAAUAUCACCGUUUACACAAAAGUACAUAGUAGGCGCGAUUUUUGGUGAAGGCAGAAUCACGGCGUUUUUCAACAACCAACCGUACCACGGAUCGAUGGUGGCUUUGAGUAUGGCCAACAAUGCGGUCCUUAAAAGUUACAAAGGCCAAGAUUAUGGAAUAAAGGUGGUGAAUUUCCCGUUACCCUACCAAGGAGAGGAUAAGGUUAGUGGUGAUUAUUGCGUAUAAAUCAACUUUAUCGGCACCCUCUCUCGUUUUUCUCCCAGCUAAUCAAACUGACCGGUGGUAGUAAUCUGGGUUAUCAAGUGGCGUUCAACUGCGCCAUUUCGCAGGCAUUUGUGUGUGCCAUGUAUGUGUUAUUCGCGGUUAAGGAACGGCACAGCGGUGCCAAACACAUGCAACAGAUCGCCGGCGUAAAACCUAUAGCCUAUUGGGGUGCCUCGCUGAUUUGGGACUGGAUCAGUUAUACAUGGGUUAUUAUAUCCAUUUUAGCGAUAGUCUACUGGCACGGAGACCCGGGAUACUCGGACUGGAAACAAAUGAGUGAGUUAUGGAUAGAAAUAGGAAAACAAUGAUUUAAGUAUUUUAGUUUCUUUUAAUUAUUUACAAUUCCUAUCGUGACUAAAAACCAAUUUUGUUUUAUAAUUAUUCAGAAUAAGUGUUAAGUAUUCAUAUUGCAUUUUCAGCUAUAAAUGUGAUUUUUUUUUUGUCUCUCACAGAACUUUUGAUAGCUCUAUUGUUUGAUUUCUCGUGGGCAACGUUGCCUUUGAUGAGUCUACUAUCGUUCCUGUUCAAAAAUCCGUCUACCGGCUUCACGAGAAUAUCUAUGUUUAGCGUAAUGACCGGUAAGUGGAAAACAAAAUAGACUGUACAUUAUAUAUAUAUAUUAAUAUUUAUUAUUGUUUCACCUUCCGCAGGUUCAAUGUGUUUCAUGGUGGUGCUUAUCUUGAACAUGCCACCUAUGUGUCUGACUGAUCAUUCGCGGAUGAUCGACAACUUGAUGAUAUAUUUCCCGCAUUACGCGUUGGCAAGUGGCAUAAAGAACAUAUACUCUUCUCAUGAUUAUAAUCAAAUGUGCGAUUUUAAAAAGCACCGUAAGUGACCACAGACAAAUGAUAAUGAUGGAAUAUUCAGACGUUUUUUUAUUUUUUUGUUUUAAUACGUGCUGUAGCUACUUGUUUGGGAUGGGACGGUAACAACAUGUCAUGGAAAAGCCCUGGAAUCGGAAGAAACUUGACGUAUCUGUUCUGGUUGGGAUUAGCGGCUGUUUUACUCUUGUUGUCCAGUGAAUAUCUGAAGUACUGGGGCAUGAAAAUGCAAGCAAUUUUUUCAAAAAUCUACGGUGACACGGGCAGUGUAACAGACUCCUACCAACACGAUAUGAACUGUUACGAAUCGGACGUCGUUCACGAGAAACAAAUAGUGAACAGCAAUGAUCCACAGAAUUACUGCCUGUAUCUCAAGUGAGAACAAAUUGAUUGGUAUAAAUUUUAUUUUGUUUUAACUCGUCUUGUUUUUUUCCAGUAACGUCUGGAAGAAAUACGGAAACAAGAUGGCCGUGAAAGGAUUGAAUCUCGCCCUAAAAUCCAACGAGUGUUUUGGUCUGUUGGGUUCGAACGGAGCUGGAAAAACGACCACGUUUAAAAUGCUAACGGGAGACAUCAAAAACACCUUGGGUGACAUUUAUGUGUGUGGCGUCAACGUUAACAACGACCGAGAAAAGGUAAGCGAUGGACGUUUAUUUGCUCGUGAGCCCGGACAAUUUUAAUUGCAUGAUAUGCAUUAUAUAUGUUUAGAUCCACGAAGUCGGUGGUUACUGUCCCCAGUUCGAUGGACUUAUCGAAGAGUUAACCGGCUACGAGACUUUGCAUUUCUUCUGCAAACUCAGAGGCAUGUCACACAAGGAAGCGUCCACAGUUCCGUUCCAAUUAGCUUCGAGAUUGGCGUUUACCACUCACAUGAAUUCGCAAGCAAAAAAUUACAGGUAAUGUGCCUACAUUAUAAUAGUAAUAAUAUGUUAUUAUGAAUUUUCGCGAUAUAAAAACACACGGAAGCAAAAUCAUCUUAUAAAUAACGUAUUGGUUCUCGGUACUAUUCGAAUUCGAUUAUUGUACUGUGUUCUCGCAUGUGUCGAAAUGAUUAGUACACGAAAUUGAUUGGCUGUCGCUAACUGAUUUAACGAUUAAUGCAUGGAAGUUUUGUAUACAUUUAACAAAAGUGACAUCAGAGAAAAGAACAUAACUUUAAGACUAGUUGGUCACUAUCUACACUAGUUGUUAUCGUAUUAAUAGUAGUUUCUCGGUUAAUAGAAUUGAAUAGACCGUAGUGUUUAUAUAGUGUUUUUAAUUAUUUUAAUAACCAACUUUACUCGAUGUGUUUGCGAAGUGGUGGAAAUAAGAGGAAACUCAGCACGGCCAUAGCUAUGAUCGGUGACCCGAGCGUACUGUUUUUGGAUGAACCAACUUCUGGCCUGGACCCAGCCGCCCGGAAACAUCUCUGGGAUACGGUGAGCGAGGAGAGGGAUCGUGGCAAAUGCGUUUUCAUCACAUCCCAUAGGUAACAUCCAUUACGCUUUGUUAAUUUAUCAUAAUGCUAUAGUAUUAAGUUUAAUAUGAUCAUUUACUUUUGGUCAACAGUCUCGAAGAAUGCGAAGCUCUGUGUACUCGUCUGGCCGUGAUGGUGGAUGGCAGCCUUUGUUGUAUAGGUUCUGUACAGCAUCUGAAGAACAAAUUUUCCGUCGGAUAUCAACUGCACAUAAAAUUCCAUCCAGACAAUUAUAGGAAAGCCAAAGAUUACGUGCUCAAAUCGUUUGUCGGUAAGCGUGGGGUCUUAUUCACUGAUAAUAAUAUAAUAUGUAGGUCCGACUCAUUUCCGAAACAUUUCUAUAAAAAUAUAUCCGUUUUCAGGCGCCAAUCUGCGCGAAGAAUUCGAAAUCACGGCGCUGUUCCAUGUUCCUAAAAAGUAUCCGUGUUCGUACGCUUUUGCUCGGAUGGAACAAGCCAAAAAAGAACUACUGAUCGACGACUACGCGGUUUCGCAAACUAGCCUAGAACAGGUACCUAUCUAUAAUUUAAUUAUAAUAUAAUUAUUAAUAUAUUAUUAUAUAAUUCAAUUUGAAUUAUAUAAUUAAUUUAUUAUUUGAAUUAUAUAAUUCAAACACACGUGAUUAUAUUAUUAUUGUAUUGUGUGCAAUGAAAAUAAUCGAGUUUUUUUUCGUAGGUGUUUUUGAGCUUUACCAAAUACCGCCAACAAGUGAUUUAAACCACACGACAUGUAUAUAAUACGUAAGUGUAAGAUUUGUAGCUACGUUGGUUGACAUCACGUGUUUCUGUACACUGUACAAAGAACCCAUCACCAAAACGUCCUACGAAACCUCGUACGGACAUUAAUUGCUACAAAAUCAAAUCUCGAUAGCUAAAACUGAAUCCCGUGCGGCGGAUAAAAAACGAGAAGAAACUAAACUUCGUUUUGUAGCAUAUAAUGUAUUAUUUUUUGUACAUAUUCGAAUAUCGUUUAUUAUUCGUUGUAAAAUUAUCUCGUGUAAAAUAUUUUACCUGUAUAAAUUUCAGUUACGAAGAGCAGCAUGUAACAGUUUCAGUGUUUUUUUUUGGUACCGUGCCCAAUACGUUGUUUUUGUCCAUGUUAUUGCUAAAUAUUCGCCAGAACUAUUCAUUAUUUUCUCUCUUUUUUUUUAUAUGGUUAUUUAUAAUAAAAAUAAAUUAUUCAUGUAAUUUCAAGUAUAUAUAAUAUUAUUAUAUAAGCCUAUGUAUCUUGUUAAGUGUGUUAAGCGU